GAAUGUCCUGAAUGUCAUCUAACGUAUAUCGAGUAUCGAGGAGCAGCAAGAUGAGUCUCGAGCGAUCGGCGUGAUGCGUUAAUCAAUAAGAUUAACUUGUCCCGAACCAUACUUCCUUAGCGAAGGUUUAUACGCGACACCAGAAGAACUUGAAAAUACUCGCGAGGUCACUCUGCAGGUGAUGACCAUCGGAACUUUCAUCGAAGAUGCGGCAAAGAAAGAUGACUUUACAGCCGUCAGCUCAGCAUUGCGCCAAUAUCUUCCUGAAAAAGAUACUCCGUAUAUCUUGGACAUCGACCUCGAUUUCUUUAGUACUAAAAAUCCGUUCAAAGAUCUUCAUGAGCGUGUAAACCUUUACGACAAGUUGGCUCCUUUGUUUACGUAUAAGAGGGCGGAAUCAAAUGAUCCAGAGGUUCUAAAAGAAUCGAUGAUAGAAAGGAACCAACAGCUCUCCGAAUUGAAGGAUCUUUUCGGCUAUUUAGAAGAACAUCGUUCUUUGAAAGGUUACGACGGUUCGAAGACAUCACGGUACGAAGCCGUGGAUCGGCUAUUUCAAGAAGUAACGAGCGCCUACAGAGACCCGGAGAUCGAUUGGAUGUUAGUGUACAAUGCAGGUUCCACUAUAGAUGACACUGUUCUACCCGAGCAUGUGACGGAGCCCAACGAUCUCGAUCGCUUGAUCAAUGGAACGUUCAGACUAUUUUUGACGGCUCUCCCUACAUCUCCAACAAUCGUCACCAUAGCCAGAUCUAGUGAGGACGAUUACACUCCUCUCGAAAGCGUUGAUCAAAUUCAAGUUGACGUUCUCGACCAACUUCGCGAACGACUGGGACCGGAAAUAGAUAUUAAACUGAUUUAUCAAGACGAAGAACCACAAUAAUUUUUAAAAAAGGAUGUAAGCUUUUAUUCUUUCCUUUUAUCCUUUAUAAUCCCGUCUUGUCAGAUUGUCAAAUAAAGGUAUAACCAGCA
Molecule: messenger RNA, 969 nt
Organism: Temnothorax curvispinosus
Lineage: Eukaryota; Metazoa; Arthropoda; Insecta; Hymenoptera; Formicidae
Product: UPF0489 protein C5orf22 homolog
Exons: 6
Coding region: 182-880 (232 amino acids)
Source: RefSeq, a predicted model, not a curated record